AGCAGAUAAAAGCCCCAGCCAAUACCAUUUCCUGAAGCCAGAUGCAGAUGUGAGUGCAUAAUUCACAAGGCAAGGGGUUGUCCAAGGACGGUGUCACUUUUGGGCUGCUCCUGGGACCUUCUGAGCAGCCAUGGCUGGGGAAAUAGUUUAUGCUGAUUUAAGGCAUCUUGGGGAUGGUUCUUCUGUUGAGAAGCAUCAUGCAAAUGUGGCUCUUUCAGCGCCUGCCUUCUGUCCAUGGUGGCACAGGGUCCUUCUCAUAGCUGGGGGGCUGGGGCAACUCAUCCUGCUGGUCCUGGUGGUGGUGCUGAGUGUGCAGGUUUUUCAGGGCUCCCCACAGCCAGUGGUGACUAGUGUUCCGCAGCUAGGCAGUGGGAUCCAGGGAAGGAACCAGGUGGAGCAGUGCAUGUUUUCAUCCCUGGUGCAGUAUUUCUGCAAGCCCCAAGGGGACAGCCCCACAGCCUAUGCUGGCUGCAAGCUGUGUCCCCAGGACUGGCAGUUCCAUGGGGAAAGAUGCUACUGGCUUUCUGAGGAAUUGGGAAACUGGACUCAAAGUAUGAAAAGCUGUGAGAACCAGAACUCCCAGCUGGUGGUGCUCCAGGACAAGAAAGAAAAGGAGUACAUCAAGACUGUUACAGGCAAGAGCCCACCACCAGUGUGGAUUGGAUUAAGGUCACAUCAGAAGGUGUGGAGAUGGGUAGAUGACACACUGUUCAACCCCAAAAUGCUUGGCACCUCUCUGCACAAGAUGGACGAAGGGUGUGGGAUACUGAGAGCAAAGGACUUUGAAGUUAAUAGAUGUGAUGCUGAACACAAGUGGGUUUGCAAAAAAAAGCCUUUCCUGCUCUGCUCUGUGACAGCAGAAGAUGGAGCGAAAAGUGAUGCCUCCUUCUGACACCCACCCCAAAAUGCCCAUCCCACAAGACACUUGCUGCCAAUAUUUGGGGUAAAAUAGCCCCAUCCUCACAGUUACAGCUUUGCAGGAGAUUUCAGGGUUUGCAAAUCCUCUUACCAUAAGGACCAAGACCAAUUCUGGGGGCACAGAUGAACCCCUGAGCUGGAGAAUCGGGCCUCAGGCACAGUGUUGAUAGAGCUGUGGCAUCAAUAAAAGCUUAUCAAACUGGUUUGCUUCAAUUUAUUGAAAUAAUGCAGGCAAGAGCACAGGUGGCAUAUCAUGCAAAGUUCAUAUAUAAAUAUUGCAAAUUUCAACUCAAAAAAGCUUUUGUGAGUGGCAGAUAUUACCUGUAUGCAUCUCUUCAGGCCCAGCUGAGAGUGUUAGCACACUGAUGCAGGCAACUGGGUGGAUGUGGGCAGCUGGUUUUGGCUGGUUUUGUUGUUUUUACCAAAUUCCCUCCCUGUCGCUGUUGAGCAGGACGAGACCAGAAGGACUCCAAGUUAGAAGGCAAGAAAUGAAACCGAUUUAUUUCAA
Messenger RNA from Vidua macroura (Pin-tailed whydah), 1426 nucleotides. Its product is annotated as C-type lectin domain family 2 member B-like. The record is from RefSeq and is a predicted model, not a curated record. The transcript has 6 exons. Bases 131 to 892 code for a protein of 253 amino acids. NCBI's taxonomy places the organism in Eukaryota, Metazoa, Chordata, Aves, Passeriformes, Viduidae.